Messenger RNA from Didymella exigua CBS 183.55, 860 nucleotides. RefSeq lists its product as uncharacterized. The record is from RefSeq and is a predicted model, not a curated record. Bases 76 to 708 code for a protein of 210 amino acids. The transcript has 2 exons. Lineage: Eukaryota; Fungi; Ascomycota; Dothideomycetes; Pleosporales; Didymellaceae.
CACGAGCGCUGUUGCCCAAAAAAUCAAUAUUCACUCAGCCAAACCAUUCCAAAGUGCCCUAAAUUGACGUUCGCAAUGCUUAUCCUUUCCUCGCUUCUCGCUGCUGCAUACAGUCUCGCGACAACAGCAAACGCAAUCGCAAUCAACGUAGACGAUAUUCAGAACACACUCGGUCAAACCAUCCAACCCAACACACAGAACCCCUGCGCACUCGCGGAAUCAGCAAGCGUGAAUGCCAGCGUCCAGCUCUCAAGCUGGCUUGAGUGCCAAAUUAACGGCUUCUAUCCCUACCCCGAGAACGGCAAUUGGCCCAUCAUCCGCGACGCUGCGCUCGCAAAGGACAUCAAGUUCACAUUCAACGACACGCACUACAACUACGAAGGCUCGCUGGAUCUGUACCACAGCUUCAACGCAACGCUGGGCGAGAGUUUUGCGCCGUUCCAGCACGGGUUUAUCAAUACGCUGGGUAUACCCAAUGCGAAUGGCGAUAAGGGUGGCUUUGUGUAUAUGAUCGGAUGGGCGGGCGGUAUGCAUAGGUUGGCAAAGCGGACUAUAUAUUUCACUAAUGCUGCGUUUGCUGUCAUCAGGGAUAACGAGGGGAAGAGGCAGAUCGUUGAGUUCCGGGAGAGCAGUAAUAUCCCUAAUACAGCUAAGCUGCCGACACAGAAUGAGUGGACUUGUGGAUUUAAAGAGCACAUGGAGUUGUAGCUGAACGGUGAGUGACCUGUGUAGAAACUUUGGAGGUACAGAGGGACUGCAAAGCAGGGAGAGCAUCGGAAAAUGUUGAAAUGGAUGAGAUAUACAUGCAAUAAUACUGAUCAACUAUCGGUACUGCACCGGGAAUAUCACUGGCGGCAAUC